Cladocopium goreaui is the source of this 489-nucleotide messenger RNA. The record is from the annotation of a GenBank genome assembly. Lineage: Eukaryota; Dinophyceae; Suessiales; Symbiodiniaceae.
AUGGCGCUGCAAGUAUCAAUCCCAUCAGACCCAGGUGCCGAGCUGGAGGCCGGCGAUGAUUCCGCGGAAGAGCUGAAUCUUCAUCUUGGGAAAAGCCACAGUGAUCCAUUGGUCAGUAGAAGCCAUCGGACAACGGCGACGGGCCAUUCCGUGGACCUGGUUCCUACCAAGCCCAUGGCACCGCGGCCCUCGGGCCAACGCCCGGCACCGCGGGCACCGCGGAGCGGCUAUGUGCGGUCGAGGGGAAGCUCGGGCCUCACCCCUGUGAUUGAGAAGGAUGAAUCCCUGGAGUCAGUGGAGGAACACGAGAAUGGCCUAACCUUGAGGGAGUUGUCGCAGCGUUUCCAGGAGAAGAAGAGGGUCCGCGAGAAAUUCCACGGCCCAGCCUUAAGCUGGAGCAACUCCGCCAAUUCGGGCGUUGAUAUGGAUGAUUUGGACUUUCUCUUUGAUGAUGCACCAGAUAUUUGGCAGCGUGGCGUGACUGUUUGA